Guillardia theta CCMP2712 is the source of this 999-nucleotide messenger RNA. RefSeq lists its product as hypothetical. The transcript has 5 exons. Bases 1 to 999 code for a protein of 332 amino acids. Gene Ontology annotation, molecular function: manganese ion binding; 2',3'-cyclic-nucleotide 2'-phosphodiesterase activity; ADP-ribose diphosphatase activity. NCBI's taxonomy places the organism in Eukaryota, Cryptophyceae, Pyrenomonadales, Geminigeraceae. The record is from RefSeq and is a predicted model, not a curated record.
AUGCUGGACAAGGAGGAGAAACCGAUCAUGGCGUUCGGUGUGAUCGCGGACAUCCAGUAUGCCGAUGCUGAGGACGGCACAAACUUCGACAAAUCUGCUGUCAGACGUUAUCGAAACAGCCUCAGGGUAUUAGAUGGAGCCGUGGCGGACUGGAACGCCGAGAAGCAUUCUCUUGAUGUCAUAGUUCAGCUAGGUGACAUCAUUGACGGUAUGAACUGGAAGUUGCAGAGCUCCACCAAGGCUCUCGAUGACGUCAUGCAGCAUUUCUCAAAGCUGCAGUGCGAUAAGGUCAUUCACGUGAUAGGGAAUCACGAGCUGUACAACUUCGACCGAGGGACUCUGAGAGAUCGCCUACUGAAGCCAUGGAGACAGAGCCAUGACUACUUCUCGGUCUCACCCGUCCCAGGGAUCAAGUUGGUGGUGAUUGAUUCAUAUGAUGUGUCCACCAUAGGAGCAACUUCAGAGGAGUAUCACUCUCUCGCACUUGAGAUACUCAAGGCAAAUAAUCCUAAUGACACCAGCAAGAACGGGGACUGGAAGCAUGGCCUAGAGGGAGUGGAAAAGCGAUUUGUCCCGUACAACGGGGGUGUAGGAAACGAGCUCAAGUUGAAAUGGUUGGAGCAAGAGCUGGCAGAGGCUGAGGAGGCUGGCCAAGUUGUGAUCAUUCUCUCGCACAUCUCAGUCCAUCCUGAAUCGUGCUCUCAAUCUUGCCUGGUCUGGAACUAUCAAGAUCUCCUGCAGAUGUUUCAGUCCUCAAGCUGUGUUGUUGCUGUGUUCUCAGGUCAUGAUCACAAGGGAGGGUACGCCGUUGACGAGUAUGGAAUCCACCAUGUCACAGUACAGUCUCCUUUAGAGUGUCUCCCGGAGUCAAGCGCUUAUGGAACAGUUCACGUGUAUCAGGACCGACUGCGCCUUCAAGGUCGUGGGGACGUGCCUUCUCGGGAAAUGUGGUUUCGGUCGAGUAAGACUCACCAGCACGGGAAGGAUGCGAAACAUUGA